AUGAUGGUCCACGCCUGGUCCCUUUUCUCGGUCGUCCUGGCCUACCUCACAGUCUUGGCCGCCACUGAGACAUUGGAGGUGCUGCAGGAAUGGGAUACACUCGCGACGCCGGAUAACUUUGAAAUUGGCACGGAGAUCAAGGGUCUUAAACGUCCCUCUGACGAAUAUAACGACUACAAGCUCUACCGACAAGCCAUCAAAGGAAAGAAUCAACGCGUUAAAUGGCCCGUCGAGGGCGUCCUGCCGCGACCCCUCCCAAAGCUUGGUCAUACCAGGCCCGACUAUGAUCCCAGCCGCAAAUACCGCGUUCACUACGUGUUUCCAAGCAAGAAACAAAAGGAAAAGAACUUUCCAUUGAGGAAAUGGGCCGAGCCCCAAAUCGAGGAACUUCUUGAAUCAUCCGGUGUUGACCUGAAUAUGGUGGCUUACACCAACACAUCAAUCGAUGUCAAGAAUACCGGAGUUGGCGAGCAGCCUUGGAAGUUUCAAAUGGGCUUCCGCGGAGGGUGGAACCGCACCAUGGCAUGCUCCGACGCAACGACAGAGGAAUUCAAAGACACGGACCUGAACGAUCUUCCUGAUAUGAUUUGGGUCCUCGCGAUCGAGAGCUGCAUGACGGACAAGGAAGGUGGAUAUGACUCUCCCACUUUUCUUGCCACCGAGUUAUACUCGAGAUACACGCUGGCUGCGGCUGGUGCUGGACCCGCACUCCAGGGACCUGGCAUGAAGGCCAAGGAUAAGACGACGACAGAAACUGACAUGGUGAAGAUAGCGUCUGAUGGUAUCAAGGACGCCGGUAAGAAACUGAUAGGUGGAUUCCUUGACGCCGCCAAGCUCAUGGGCAAGUCAACCGUUGGGGAUGUUUAUGAGUACUUGUUUGGUCUGAACGGCAAGAAUUGGCAUAAGGAUGUCUGUGGCCACCCUCGAGAAGACCUCAUCUCAAGUCUGCUCGAUACAAACCAUUUGCGGAUAGACUGGAAGCAGGUCUUCAAAGCAUGCGCCAGGCACGGUGCUACGUCCUGGUGUCCUUGCGUGUGA
This is a messenger RNA of Penicillium alfredii, 1038 nucleotides long. RefSeq lists its product as uncharacterized. The record is from RefSeq and is a predicted model, not a curated record. The transcript has a single exon. NCBI's taxonomy places the organism in Eukaryota, Fungi, Ascomycota, Eurotiomycetes, Eurotiales, Aspergillaceae. Bases 1 to 1038 code for a protein of 345 amino acids.